ACAGUUUCCCGUUUGAUUAGGUGUGAUUAGUCAUUAGAUGAUACUGCCGGACAGUUGAUUGUAAUAUGUGAAUUCUCAAGCCAGGAUUAGGAUUCACAACAUUUAAAAGAUAUCCGUGAAAUAAAAGAGGAAAAACUGUACUUGUGUAUAAAUUAAUUAGAGAAAAUUUUUUCUUUCUUGGAUUAGUUUGCAGCCAGUAGAAUGGAAACGGUUACUGGCAACGAAACGAUUACCACUUCUGAAGAUAAGAUUAGAAAAUCUUUACAUGAAUUGCAGCCAUCAGCCACUGACAAAGAAACUUUAGUUGGUGCUGAUAGGAUGAUCAAAUCGACUCAAAAAUUAAAAGCAAAAUCAAAGAGAAAUGAAUCUCAAAUAACAAAAGAUAGGUCUAAACACAAAAAUGUUAAAAGCAAAGACAAGACUGUACAAACUGAACGAGAGUGGAAAAUACAAGUAGAACCUGAAGAUUUAACAUCUACAGACGCAGCUGGUCCGAGUGAAAAUUAUUGGCAAAUCCUAAGCGAAAGGCGACGAAUAGCACUUAAAGAUGCUUUAGAAAAAAAUGAAGAACUUGUAGAAUAUAUUGAAAAAUUGGAAGAAGAAAACCGUGUUUAUAAAGAGAUGUUAAAUGAGACAAGAGCACUUGUUGAUGUGCUGCAGGAGAUGAUUGGAGAUGAUAGAAGUGGCAUAAAUAAUUCAUUAGAAGAUACCCUUUAACAUUAGAUAUCUAUUUUUUUUAAUAAAAAAAAAAAUAAAGGACAAUAUAAAAAAAUUGGUAAAUCUCCAUAAAAUUUUUGCAAAAAUAUAUUUUCAUAAAAUUUCAAUUUUUAUUUCAUUAGGU
Cataglyphis hispanica is the source of this 841-nucleotide messenger RNA. RefSeq lists its product as uncharacterized. Lineage: Eukaryota; Metazoa; Arthropoda; Insecta; Hymenoptera; Formicidae. The transcript has 6 exons. Gene Ontology annotation, cellular component: nucleus. The coding region runs from base 202 to 717 and encodes 171 amino acids. Gene Ontology annotation, biological process: negative regulation of cell cycle; negative regulation of DNA replication. The record is from RefSeq and is a predicted model, not a curated record.